CGCGGCGGAAAGGAACCCGGGGCGAAGGGAGCGCUUCCGGGGCGGCGGCAGCAGGAGCGGCGGCGGCAGCAGGAGCAGCAUCAUGACGACGCUCCGCGCCUUCACCUGCGACGACCUUUUCCGCUUCAACAACAUCAACCUGGACCCACUGACAGAGACCUAUGGGAUCCCGUUCUACCUGCAGUACCUGGCCCACUGGCCCGAGUACUUCAUCGUGGCCGAGGCGCCCGGCGGGGAGCUGAUGGGUUACAUAAUGGGUAAAGCCGAGGGCUCCGUGGCCAGGGAGGAGUGGCAUGGGCACGUUACUGCGCUCUCUGUUGCACCAGAAUUUCGACGGCUGGGCUUGGCUGCUAAAUUGAUGGAACUACUGGAAGAAAUUUCAGAAAAAAAGGGUGGAUUUUUUGUCGAUCUCUUUGUGAGGGUAUCGAAUCAGGUUGCAGUAAACAUGUACAAGCAACUGGGCUACAGCGUGUACCGGACAGUAUUGGAGUACUACUCUGCCAGCAGUGGAGAGCCGGAUGAAGAUGCUUAUGAUAUGAGAAAAGCUCUUUCCAGAGAUACGGAGAAGAAAUCAAUUAUACCUCUGCCUCAUCCCGUGAGGCCAGAAGACAUUGAAUGACCGCAAGCUGUGGUUCUCAGGCGACACUCAGUGUCGGGCUCCGCGUCCCCCCAGCCCCAGGAACUCAGGGAUGGGAAAUCCCAGGCUCGAUGUUUUUCCCCAUGAAAUACCGAAAGGCAAUACUGAGAAGAUUAGUGACGCUACUCCUGUCGGUAAUGGCUGCAUAUUCCUGCACUUACCCUAUUAUUUUCCUUUUCAAGUGUUGGGAAUUCAGAGACUAUUAAAAUGGAAUUGCCUCCUG
Messenger RNA from Columba livia (rock pigeon), 860 nucleotides. It is a transcript of the gene NAA20, whose product is annotated as N-alpha-acetyltransferase 20, NatB catalytic subunit. Lineage: Eukaryota; Metazoa; Chordata; Aves; Columbiformes; Columbidae. Gene Ontology annotation, biological process: N-terminal peptidyl-methionine acetylation. Gene Ontology annotation, cellular component: NatB complex. The record is from RefSeq and is a predicted model, not a curated record. The coding region runs from base 83 to 619 and encodes 178 amino acids. The transcript is spliced from 6 exons. Gene Ontology annotation, molecular function: protein-N-terminal amino-acid acetyltransferase activity.